GAGCUCCAGGAAAAACUGAUGGAAUAACAACAGUUAUUGUGUUCAGACACCAAUCCGUGGACCGACACUCAGGCAACUUGAGGACUGAAGGAAAAGGGAUUAAAUCUUUUCUUUGAUAUUGAAUAUUAACUACAGUUUCAUUUGAGACAAGGAUGAAUCCUUCGGUCCAGUGCCUUGUAAUCCUGAUUACUUGUGUGGUCAUCUGCAACUCAGCAACUUUAAAGACCUGCCAGUGUGUAAAGACAAGAACUGGAGUAAACCUCUCUCUCAUCUCAGAAGUCAGAGAGUAUGAGCCUCAUCCGUACUGCAGUAAACAUGAAGUGAUUGUCAUACUGAAAGAUAAAAGCUCAAGAUGUCUUGAUCCUGAGUCAAAUUUCACUAAAGCAAUCCUUCGAACUGUACAAGCAGCACAUGGCCAAUCACAACCACCAUCUGAGGGCUUUGAAUUUUUUGCUUGACUCAUCUGUGUGUGCACCCCUGAGCCACUCACAAAUAAAAGAAAAAAACGAAUGCAAUAAAUAACGACAAAUAAGAGAAAACCAUUAAACCAAUAAAGAGAUUUAAAGUAGAUAAAGCUUUUCAUCAAAUUAAAUGCUAUUUAUCAUAUUUUAUUGACAUACUGAUGUCUGUUUCUCAGUCUGUUUGCUUAGGACUUAUAUGGAAGAAGUAAGUGACCCUAUCUAUCAUUACGAUCACUGAGUGCUGCUCCACAGAAACUUCACAGGACAGAAAAAAAAGGUGGAAGAUGGAACCCUACAAUAAGUUCCUUUUGUAACACCCAUCAAUUAUUUCAAGUUCUUUUUUUGUUGUUGAUGUUUGCAGUUUAUCAAAAAUUCUCUAAAAAGGUUUCUUUCUUUUUGUCUUUUCAAGUAAUUUUCUUUGUUAAACAAUAAUAAACUCCAUAUUCAAACACAG
This is a messenger RNA of Nothobranchius furzeri (turquoise killifish), 915 nucleotides long. RefSeq names its product C-X-C motif chemokine 5. Gene Ontology annotation, biological process: immune response. The record is from RefSeq and is a predicted model, not a curated record. Lineage: Eukaryota; Metazoa; Chordata; Actinopteri; Cyprinodontiformes; Nothobranchiidae. Gene Ontology annotation, molecular function: chemokine activity. Gene Ontology annotation, cellular component: extracellular region.